AUGGCGAGCCCUCUGGAGGUAGUCUAUAUGCCACCCGCCAACCCUUCUCCGCAAGUGCAGCGCGUCCUGAGGUGGGCCGAGACUUUCAGCUCCUUCGAGAGGAAUGUGGGCGCGCACUUCGCGGACGACGUCGAAUACCACGUGCUCCCGAGGGCACUCCAGAGACCCGUGGUGACGAGGAGGAGGGCAUGCGAGGAGGGGUUCGAGAGACAGCGUUCGCUCUUCAAUUUCGUCAUUCAUGACUUGGUCGAAUCAGGGAGCAUGAUCUCUGUUCAUGUUUCGUCAUACGGAACCGGAGCAAAUGGCACGUUGUACACAAACGAAUACUUCUUCACCUUCUAUUUCCGGCCUGGAGGGCAAUGGGAAGAUGGCUUGCCGAAAAUAGCGGUUGUGCACGAGUUCGUAGACAGCUUGUCCACGGAGAGGAGGGCGGCCGGUGGGACUUAG
Messenger RNA from Heterobasidion irregulare TC 32-1, 447 nucleotides. RefSeq lists its product as uncharacterized. The transcript has 3 exons. NCBI's taxonomy places the organism in Eukaryota, Fungi, Basidiomycota, Agaricomycetes, Russulales, Bondarzewiaceae. The record is from RefSeq and is a predicted model, not a curated record. The coding region runs from base 1 to 447 and encodes 148 amino acids.